Messenger RNA from Lodderomyces oxycetoniae, 3315 nucleotides. RefSeq names its product RNA helicase. The coding region runs from base 1 to 3315 and encodes 1104 amino acids. NCBI's taxonomy places the organism in Eukaryota, Fungi, Ascomycota, Pichiomycetes, Serinales, Debaryomycetaceae. Gene Ontology annotation, molecular function: RNA helicase activity. Gene Ontology annotation, cellular component: cytoplasm. Gene Ontology annotation, biological process: nuclear-transcribed mRNA catabolic process, nonsense-mediated decay. The record is from RefSeq and is a predicted model, not a curated record. The transcript has a single exon.
AUGACGACUCAGCCUUCGACCAGUACUUAUGUUUGUUUGACAUGCUCUGGGAAGUUUGAGAGCAAGUCUGAAAUACAAAAACACUUGUCAACCACAAGACAUAAGUCUGUGAGGAUUUGCGACCUUGACGAAGUAUUGGAAUGUGAGGAAUGCUCAGAUUGCAAUGUACAUCAAUUGGCUAUUGUAAGGUACGGGUUGAAUGACAUGUCUUUAUUAUGUAAUUUGUGUUUAGAAAAAUCUAAUGCUGAAAGUGACGAACGACCCUCGGUAAAUUAUAGCUUAUCCAAUGGUGCAUUAUUUCUCAAAUUGGAUCAAUAUCUCAAAUUCCGAGAUAUCGAAUGUGCCCGGUGUGGAAGCGACGCUGAUUUGUAUGUGGGAAAUACCUCUUCUGCUGGUCAAAUUAUAUUGUGCAAAAACUGUUUGGCUAAUUACGAGUCCCAGAAUAUCAAGUUUGUGAGUGAAAAUGAUGAUGAAUUCUUGUCUGAAUUAUUGGGCAUCAAAGAUUUUGUGGCCAAAGCGACUUCACAAAGAGGAGGUGGAAGAAGAGGAGGUGGAAGGGGAAGAAAAGCUUCUAGUAGAAGACCAGUUAGAAGACCGAAAAAGGAGGAUCCAGAUGCCGAGGCUCGUCGAUUACAUUACCAGAUGUCGAAGCAGAGUGCCAGCGAAAUAAAGGCAGGGUCGACAGUUAAGGCAAUCGGGUCUACGACUAUUAGAAAGCUUAAUGAGGAAACCUCAAGCAAAGGGAAAGAAAGGACUACCAAAGCUGUUACUAGUAAGACAUUCUCGAGCAAGACUGGGAAAGACAGUAAAAAGAGCACUUUCAAAAAGGGAGCAAUUGUUGAAAAAAUUCUGACUCAUAAAAGCGAACCGAAUAUAACUGUGAAAAAAGACAAUGGACUGACAAAGUCGCAGAGUAAAGGACUGAAAGAACAGGAAGAUGCAAAAAAUAAUAUUAAACAUAUUCUUGUAAAGAACGGUCAAUCUAGUAAUGGUAGAAACUCAGCGUUAGAUUCCAAAGAGUCCAGUAAGUCCCAGAAUCUUACAAGUUCAAGAGGAGUCGGUGUCGAGAAAAAACGCAUUACUUCAAAGUCUACUUCCAAAUCUACGUCAAAGUCUAAUUCUAAGUCUGCUUCAGAUUCUGCUUUCAAAUCUGCUUCAAAGUCUACUCCCAAAUCUACGUCAAAGUCUACUCCCAAAUCUGCUUCAGAUUCUACUCCCAAAUCUACUUCAAAAUUUACUUUAAAAGAAGGGCAACAGAACGCGGUUCUGCAAACACAGGAUAAUGACCUAAUCCUUCCACCUUAUAUUACAAAAUAUCAUCCUUCCCCGACUUUAAAGCUAAGCUAUGCUAAUAUAGAGGAAUACUUUCGCGAAAUGAGUUUUAACGUCUUCUUGGAAGAUCAACUUACUAAUGUGCUGAAUAUAAUUGAGCCACAAGAUUUGGUGAUUGAAUGGUAUGAAGAUCAAGAUAAAAAGAAUAACCAAUAUAAAGUUAGUAUACCCAUGACACCCGAAGUGAUUAAUCGAUUUAUUUCAGAUCGUAUGAAAAAAGUAAAAAAGGAUCCAUUCAUGAAAGACCAGGCGAUGUUUUUAAUCUUAAAUGAUGAGAUACCGUGGUACGGGAGAGUUGCUACAGUGGAUGAAAUGAAAAGCGGGAAAAACAAGCUGAAAAGAAAAGCUGGAGCUGAUUACGUUUCUCUUGUAAUCACUUUGUAUCGGUGGAAUAAUCAGCCUUUGCCCAAGACAGUUCAUGCUCAACACUUGAAACUCUUACCGGCAUCUGUUCCCGUGAGUAGAAUUCUCAAUGCCAUGGAGAGCCUUUCUAACCUCAGUUUUAUUAAAAUGUUGUUGGGCAAGGAGCCAAUAAAACAAAUCUACUUCAAUAAUAGAGUUAAUUUUUCAACCAAUUUGAAUGAUUCACAAAAAGCCGCUAUACAAUCUGUUUUAAACAACAAGAUAAGCGUUGUGCUUGGACCGCCUGGUACUGGUAAGACUUCUGCUAUUUACGAAACUAUAAUUCAACUUUUAGAAUCACUUAAUACGUAUCCAAUAUUAGUAGUAGCUGCAUCGAAUAUUGCCAUUGACAAUAUUGCAGAGAAGUUGCUACCCAAGCACAAAAAGCUGAUUUUGAGAAUUACUGCUUCUGAGAAGGAAAAAGAGUACAAUAAAGCACAUCCUCUCUUUGAUAUUUGCCUUCAUCAAAAAGUGUAUGAUGCCAUGCCUUUGAGGUUUCAACAAAUGCAAGAUGAUUUGAGAAGGGGAACUGGUGCUAUUAGUGCAAAUGGCUAUAAGAAGUAUUUGCAAGAGAAAUACCAAAUCACAAAGCAGCAAGUUGCUCAAGCCAAAGUCAUUUUAACAACAACUGUUGCUACUGGUGGCUUUCAAUUGAAAUCCUUGGUCAAAUGUCCAGUUGUGAUAAUGGAUGAGGCUACACAAUCAUCAGAGCCAAGUACCUUGAUCCCCUUGGCUGUUCCUGGAGUCGAGAAAUUUGUGUUUGUUGGUGAUCAAAAACAAUUGAGUUGUUUUUCUUUGAUUCCAUCCUUGUCAACUUCUUUAUUUGAAAGGGUACUAUUGAAUGGCGCAUACAAGGCGCCGUAUAUGUUGAACACUCAAUAUCGUAUGCAUCCCGCCAUUAGUGAAUUUCCCCGAAACAGAUUUUACAAUAGUAAAUUGAAAGAUGGUAUCAAUGAGAAGGAUCGAGAAAUGAAAGGAAUUCCAUCCAAUCCUGUUUAUUUCUGGGACACAAAGGGUAAAGCAAGAGAACAAUCGGUUCGAAAUUAUCUUCGUGAAGAUAGAGGAUAUACUUAUUCUAACAGAGAUGAGAUUACGUAUAUACAGCAAAUUUUGAGAAUACUCAUUCUUGAAAAGGGGAUAAAAAGAGAGGAUAUAGGUGUUAUUACUCCAUACUCGGGACAACGAGAUCUAAUCUCUUCAGUUUUGAUUGAUGAUGAGAUUAUCAAUCCGAAUAAAGAGGAACUACGAAUGGAAAUUGAUAUCGAUGAUAUUAGAAACGACUCUAAGCCAGUCAAUAUUCACAUCGUUUCAGGUAUAUUGAUUGCAUCAAUUGAUGCCUUUCAAGGCAGAGAAAAAGACUUUAUGAUUAUGUCUUGUGUGAGAUCGAAUCCUCAAGGAGUGAUUGGGUUUCUUAGAGAUGAAAGAAGAUUAAAUGUAGCCUUGACCAGAGCCAGAUAUGGUUUAAUCAUGGUUGGUGAUGUCAAAUGUUUGAAAAGAGGAGAUAAAUUGUGGAGGGAAUACAUGGAGUAUUUGGAGGGUAAAAAAUUAAUUCAUAAUGGUGAUACGUUUGAGUAUUUAUAG